CGGCGGCGGCGGCGGACCCGGGCGGCCCGCGGACCGGGCGCGCAGACAAAGAGGCGGCGGCGCGGAGGCCCGGGCGGGCGCGGGGCGAUGGCGGCGCGGGGCGGCCGGGCGCUGCUGGCGCUGUGCGGGGCGCUGGCCGCCUGCGGGUGGCUGCUGGGCGCCGGAGCCCUGGAGCCCGGGGCGCCCGCGGCGGGCGUGAGGCGGCGGCGGCGGCUGCAGCAGGAGGACGGCAUCUCGUUCGAGUACCACCGCUACCCCGAGCUGCGGGAGGCGCUGGUGGCCGUGUGGCUGCAGUGCACGGCCGUCGCCCGGAUCUACACGGUGGGGCGCAGCGUCGAGGGCCGGGAGCUGCUGGUCAUCGAGCUGUCCGACCGCCCCGGGGUCCACGAGCCUGGUGAGCCUGAAUUUAAAUACAUUGGGAAUAUGCACGGGAACGAGGCUGUGGGACGGGAACUGCUCAUCUUCCUGGCCCAGUACCUGUGCAACGAGUACCAGAAGGGCAACGAGACGAUCGUUAAGCUGAUCCACAGCACCCGGAUCCACAUCAUGCCUUCCCUCAACCCGGACGGCUUCGAGAAGGCCGCAUCUCAGCCUGGUGAGCUCAAGGACUGGUUUGUGGGUCGAAGCAAUGCCCAGGGAAUAGAUCUGAACCGGAACUUUCCAGACCUGGAUAGGAUAGUUUAUGUUAAUGAGAAAGAAGGUGGUCCGAAUAAUCAUCUGUUGAAAAAUCUGAAGAAGAUUGUGGAUCAGAACACAAAGCUUGCUCCUGAGACCAAGGCAGUCAUUCAUUGGAUUAUGGAUAUUCCUUUCGUGCUCUCUGCCAAUCUCCACGGGGGAGACCUCGUGGCCAACUACCCCUAUGAUGAGACCCGGAGUGGUAGUGCCCAUGAAUAUAGCUCCUGCCCGGAUGAUGCCAUUUUCCAAAGCUUGGCUCGGGCGUACUCCUCUUUUAACCCACCCAUGUCUGACCCCAACCGGCCCCCGUGUCGCAAGAAUGAUGACGACAGCAGCUUCAUAGAUGGAACAACCAACGGUGCUGCUUGGUAUAGUGUACCUGGCGGAAUGCAGGACUUCAACUACCUCAGCAGCAACUGCUUCGAGAUCACCGUGGAGCUGAGCUGUGAAAAGUUCCCGCCUGAAGAGAGCCUGAGGAGCUACUGGGAGGAUAACAAGAACUCCCUGGUCCGCUACCUCGAGCAGAUACACCGGGGAGUUAAAGGCUUUGUGCGCGACCUUCAGGGGAACCCGAUCGCCAACGCAACCAUCUCCGUGGAAGGAAUAGACCACGACGUCACAUCUGCAAAGGAUGGUGAUUACUGGCGAUUGCUUGUACCUGGAAACUAUAAGCUCACAGCCUCAGCUCCAGGCUAUCUGGCAACCACAAAGAAAGUAGCAGUUCCUUACAGCCCUGCUGUUGGGGUUGAUUUUGAACUGGAGUCAUUUUCUGAAAGGAAAGAAGAGGAAAAGGAAGAAUUGAUGGAAUGGUGGAAAAUGAUGUCAGAAACUUUAAAUUUCUAAAGAAGCUUCUAAGUAGCUGCUUUUAAUCAAUCUAUAUUAUAUAGUAUGAUGUAACGUGGCCAUUUUCUUUUAGAUUUUGUGCAAUA
Molecule: messenger RNA, 1604 nt
Organism: Canis lupus familiaris (dog)
Lineage: Eukaryota; Metazoa; Chordata; Mammalia; Carnivora; Canidae
Gene: CPE
Product: carboxypeptidase E
Exons: 9
Coding region: 88-1518 (476 amino acids)
Biological process (GO): proteolysis
Molecular function (GO): metallocarboxypeptidase activity; zinc ion binding
Source: RefSeq, a predicted model, not a curated record